CAUGGCAUGACAGUAAAGGAACGAUGGGUCAAAAAAGAGUACCACUCGCGAUUGGAGUGGUUUGGUUGUCAGGUUCACUGUCGCAUUACAAAUGUUAUCAAAAAGACGUGUAGUAAAUAUUUCACCUAUGUUAACCUUCUUUUCAGAAAGUAAAGUCAUGUGCUGUACGUAAUGCUAAUGGAGGAUGAUGAAAACAAAAUAGCCGGAAAUAGCCACGACAGUAUUUCAGAACUACACAGUGAUAAUGUCCCGUCUAUUCUAAUCGAGAAGGAGGAAAAUGUGGUGCCUGACGGUGGAUGGGGUUGGUGGGUGGUGCUUGGGAGCUUCUUUUGUCACUUCAUCAUUGGGGGACUGGAGCGAUCAUCUGGCCUGCUGUACCUCUAUUUUCUAGAGAGGUAUAAGCAAACCGCGGCAGCUACUGCAUGGGCGACAACCAUCCCCUCAGGAAUCAGACUCUUACUGGGUCCUUUAUGCAGCCUUCUCUGUAACAAGUUCUCCAGUCGGACAGUCGUAAUAACUGGAUCUCUCAUCUUCACUGUGACGCUUAUUAUUACGGCAUAUUCUCCAUCUUUAAUUACUGUCUAUGUCUUUUUUGGAUUUGUAGGAGGUUUCGGACGAAGCCUGUCAUAUGCCCCAGCCGUAACUAUGGUGGGAACUUACUUCAACAAGAGAAGGGGGAUUGCAAUUGGUAUAGCCACUUCUGGGGUGGGAUUCGGAUCGUUUGUCGUUCCAGCUAUUGUUGAGCUAGCAUUCCAUUUCUACCUUUUUACUGGGGGAUUUUAUAUUCUGGCUUGUUUUGCGGUCAAUUUGUGUGUCUGCGGUAUGCUGUUUAGACCUCUGGAGAAACAAAGAAAACUUAUGGCUUUUGACAAAAGGAGAAAAAGUAUUAAAGAUGGUGCUGAAGUUCCACUAAAAGACACAAAAACAUUUAUAUCUCAUGACAGUCUAAAUGAACAUUCCAAGGACACCAGUACUAAAGUGGAAUUAUCAAACGAUGAAAAGAUGGUUCUCAGAGAAACAGAGGACGAAACGGGGGUCGUCACAGACAGUAAAUUUAUAGGAAUAACAGAGAGAGAAUCACCAUUUCCUGAUAAUCCAAGGGAAAGGGAAGCAUUUCAAAACGGAUCCGUGAAAAAUGGGGAAAGAAACAGAAAAUGUGGGUGUUGUGGUUUCUUUAAAACAGGAGCAAAGUCUUCAGGACCGAAGAAGAAAUAUCUAGAACUUUCACUGUUGAAGGAUUACCGCUUUUUGUGUUUUUGUAUAGCUAUUAUGUUGUUUACUCUCGCCUUCCAGUCCGCCUUCGUGUUCCUGCCGGCUUAUGGCAAACAAAUAGGAACCACUGACAUGGAGGCGGCCUAUUUAGUUAUCAUAACUGGUGUAUUUGACGGAGUGGCAAGACUUAUAUCAGGAACGGUUCUAGAUUUGAAGAACGUAAAAAGAUUCCGUGUAUAUGUAUACAACACCGUCAUGUUUCUAGUGGGAGGGAUGUCUUUUGUGAUCCCCUUUACUCGGUCCUACAGCCAGCUGUGUGUGGUGUGUGGGGUAUAUGGACUACUUAUAGGUACCUACAUUUCUCAGAAAUCGGUCAUCCUAGUUGACCUGCUAGGGGCAGAAAAACUAGUCAACUCAUUUGGACUUCUGAUUGCCUUUCAAGGUGUGGGGAUGCUCGUAGGUCCACCUUUCGCAGGUUUUCUAAAAGAUAUUGACGGACGAUAUGAAAACGCUUUUUACGUUGGAGGUAGUGCCAUGUUAAUGGGCGCGGUCGUUUUAUUGAUAUCGAACAUUCGCCACUUAACUAUGUCUAGGAAUAAAAAACAAUGAAAGUAAUAAAUAAGCUUACAGUUCACCUUAUCCAAAGGCCUAAGUGAGUGUUUCUGACCGAAGAGUGUCCUGCGUCCGUUUAUCUGUAUGUCGUGUAUUGUUGGUUGUAUGCACACUUUUCAUAUUUUCUACUACUAUUUUAGAACCACUAAGCCAAUUUUAACCAAACUUGGGACACGGCAUUCUUCUGUGAUGACUCAGUCCAAACGAAUGCCAAACCCCUUUUCAAGGCGAAGUAGUGUAGGUUUAUAUCAUUUAAUUUUUUUUUUAAAGAGUACAUAUGUUAAGAUACUAGUAAAACUUUUAUGAGUCUAGAGGGGUCAAUUUAUAAAGGAAUAUACAGACUUUUUUUUUUUUUAAUCUCCUCUAGAAUAUCAACACCUAUACGUGUAGGCCACAAAUAGUCGUAUUAAUGUUCGAGCAUCUCCGUUUAGUGGAGAUUCAAGUUUGUAGACAGUAGAUACAAAUUAUGACGUCUGAGGAUAGGUUUGAGAUUGAGUGAGAGUCCAAGAUUUAUAUAAUAUUAUAUAAACCUCCUCAAAAUGAACAAGGCCACAGUUGGUAAACUUAUCAUCAAACCUCAAUAUACAUGUGCUAUAAAUUAUUCUUUUAAUCAUAUUUGUCAGGAAGGGAAAGGGUAACUCACGUGAGUGUUGUGGACAAUUAUGUGUUAUGAUUAUUAAAAUUGAUAUAUAUUCAAGGAAUAAAUCCCGCGUCGGAGGAAUUGUUGGAGAAUAAUAGUAUACCCCGACAGUCGAGAUUUUGUUGGCAAAUAAAAACUGAGCCCGAUCGGCGUGGUUUUUAUUUAGAUUGAUACGAUGAUUAAUUAAUUUACACAUGUUAUACAUGUAUACUUACACCUGUAAAUAUGUUUCUUAUAAAUACGUUAUAAGAUUUACGAAGAGAAUUUUUUUAAUUAUAUGUUUCCAAUUUUGUAAAUAUGUAUUUUAUUGGUUUUAGAUACAUGUAUUUUGACAAAUCUUGUGCAAUGUUUACUUUCCAUGGCUACUUCUAAAAGUUUAUUUAUAAGAACCUUAGUUAAAUCAGCAGGUAUUCUUAUAAAACGUGCUAGAGUGUAUUAUUAUAUAUACAUAAACUUGUACAGUGCGCAUGUAUUUUAAACUAUUCACUAUUCGAAGUACCUGGGUAUAAGUAAUUCUUUUACCAAGGUGGUUUGAUAGACGUACACAAAUCUCAAAAUUACGUUGGUAUUACGUUAUGUGUAUUAAAAAUAAUAUGAUGUAAAUGAUUUUUUUUUCGCCAAAUAAAAUUGUUAGAACUUC
Messenger RNA from Saccostrea echinata, 3104 nucleotides. Its product is annotated as monocarboxylate transporter 14-like. Bases 172 to 1821 code for a protein of 549 amino acids. Gene Ontology annotation, biological process: transmembrane transport; monocarboxylic acid transport. Gene Ontology annotation, molecular function: monocarboxylic acid transmembrane transporter activity. The transcript has 7 exons. NCBI's taxonomy places the organism in Eukaryota, Metazoa, Mollusca, Bivalvia, Ostreida, Ostreidae. The record is from RefSeq and is a predicted model, not a curated record.